CGGCGGGGAUACUCCCACCGAAGGGAGGUGACAACCCCCGUAAGGUGGAGGUAAGUCGUGCCUCGCGUAGGCCCUAUCCGGUCGUCGGGGCUUGCGAGAGGUAUGGCUGGCGCACUCGACCGGAGCACCUUGCGGAAACUCCAUAUGUAUUCUCGACGAGGAAUAGACCAACUCCUGCGUGACGCGGCCGAGAGGGUCCCGCCCCAUUUUGUGCGGUGUCAGACCGAUGCGCUGGACAGCGGAGCAGGGCGCUUAGCGAGGACGAGCUGUAGAGGAGGUGAUAUGGUUGAAGAGGAUACUCCGCCUCGGACACCGGUGCCAGAGUCCCGGCCGGAGAUAGUGCCGGAGGUUGCUCGAGAGGCAUGGGAGGAGCUCCAACAGGGAGAGGUUCCACUACCUCCCCAAGAUACAACUCUUUCGCCAGGAGUGAGGGUAGAGAUGGAGCGAGAGGGGAUAAGCUGGAGGAGAGAGGCCCUUUCUACGAUCAAUAGAUAUCUGGCGGCACAUGCCCAGGAGCACCCUGAUAUCGAAGAGCCUGUGCCUAUGGAGCCACCACGGGAGCCACGCCAGGCGAAGAGAGAGGCGAGAGCUGAGAUUCCGGAAAGAGGGGUCCAUCGCACAAGAGGGAGAGCGCCAGCAGGAGAGACAGGAGAGGAGAGACGGGCCAGGGUUGGGAAGUGCGUGGAGGAGAUUUGGGAGGAGAGGCAGAGAUUAGAGGCGGCAGGAGCGCUUCCAGAUCAGCCACCUGACGUGCCACCUAAGCCCUGUGGGGUCACGGAGAUGUGGGAUAAGUUUUGGGCCCAGUAUGGCGAGGAGUUGGCGGUUCCAGAGAGAGCAGGACUCGAAACGGCGAGGUCAGCGGACGGGUACCUGGACCGCAAGUUCCGCUUCCCGGCCAAGACAUCUUUCCAGAGGUACUUAAUGUUGGGAGAUGAGCUGGCUGGAAGGAAGGUGAAGUUUGGGAAUCUGGGGGUGUGUUUGGAGGCAGUAGAGGCAGAGAUCCGCGAGCUCAGGACGCAGACAGCCAGCCAGGCCGCUACCAUCCAGGAGAUGAGACAACAACUUCAGGAUAUGGCAGCAAGGAUUGAGAGAAAAGCGCCUACCAGAGUGGUGGAUUGGACUGAGAGUAAACGCUAUGGCAUCCAGGGAGAGGCAGUGCAGGGUUUAUUUGGGCAGCCAUCUACGGCGGACCCAUCUCAUGAGUUAUCCAUUGGAAAGGUUAUCCUGGAGUUAGAGGAGGCAAAAGCGAAGAGGGAAGCAGAAAGGGAGGCCUUUGGGUUUCAGGCACCUACAGAGCUUGCCACCCAGGCUGUAACUUCUUCUGGGCCAGCGGCAGAGUCUGUGCUAGUACAGGCAAGAGAUGGGCCACGGACAACUGCCAGUGAGCCUGCACCUGGAUCUAAUGAGGGGUCGAUGGACGUGCUCCUCGAGGCAAUCAACACUAUGCAGGAAGGGGCUAGUAUGUUUAUGUCUGAGCAGAGAGUGGAGGAGCCUCGUGAGGGAGAGAUGAUGGUUACGAUGGAGGGUGUCUUCAGGGGUAGACCACAGAGGUUAUAUACUCCUGAGUACAGGCCUGAGGGAGUUCGGAUGAAGAUAGAGCCGAGUACCUAGGGGUUGGAGGUGAGACCUGAGAAGCCUAUGGACAUAUCCCAGAGCCAUGAGAUG
Chara braunii is the source of this 1665-nucleotide messenger RNA. The record is from the annotation of a GenBank genome assembly. Lineage: Eukaryota; Viridiplantae; Streptophyta; Charophyceae; Charales; Characeae.